Messenger RNA from Oncorhynchus kisutch (coho salmon), 755 nucleotides. Its product is annotated as 60S acidic ribosomal protein P2-like. Gene Ontology annotation, biological process: cytoplasmic translational elongation. NCBI's taxonomy places the organism in Eukaryota, Metazoa, Chordata, Actinopteri, Salmoniformes, Salmonidae. Gene Ontology annotation, molecular function: structural constituent of ribosome. Gene Ontology annotation, cellular component: ribosome; cytosolic large ribosomal subunit. The transcript has 5 exons. The record is from RefSeq and is a predicted model, not a curated record. The coding region runs from base 361 to 699 and encodes 112 amino acids.
GAGCAUGUAUUGCGACAGUGUGGGCAGUAUCAGAGGGAAAGAGAGAUGCUGAGAUCUAGUAUGAGGGACAAGGGGAUACAGGAAAUUAGUUUAGAGUAUAUUGAGUUGAACGUCAUUCGAUAUAGUCUCAAAUAUUUUGUUAUCUUUUUUAAGAGCAACAGGGCUGGCAGGUACGAUUUAGUUUUUCCCUGUCGCGAACCCACACUCCAGUACAGUAGGUGGCGGUAAUGCACCAUAACGUUGGAUGCCAACUGCCGAUAAAUCCCACCAAAGAAGAAGAAGACUACGCGAGACUCUUCCCCUCUCUCCCUUCCAGAAAAUUCAGCGUGACUGACGUUUCGUGUCUCUAUAGACUUAAAAAUGCGUUACGUGGCCGCUUACCUCCUGGCUGUGCUCGGUGGCAACACCAGCCCCUCCUCAAAGGACAUCAAGACCAUCCUGGGGAGUGUUGGAAUCGAGGCCGAAGCGGAGCGCCUAAACAAGGUUGUCAAUGAAUUAAAUGGAAAAGACAUCAACGAAGUCAUGAACGCUGGCCUCUCUAAGUUGGCCUCCGUGCCAGCAGGUGGUGCUGUGGCAGCUCCUGCAGCUGGCGCUGUAGCUGGCACUGCUCCUGUUGCUGCGGAAGAGAAAAAGGAGGAGAAGAAAGAGGAAUCUGAAGAGGGAUCUGAUGACGACAUGGGAUUCGGCCUCUUUGAUUAAUUUUUCUUCCGCGAGAAGUGAAAAAAAACAAUAAAAUUUGAAAUUGUUACCAGAAA